GGGAGAGGGGAGCUCGCGAGGACGGCUCGCAAGCGCCGCGAUUCGCGAGCCACUUCACUCUUUACCCCGGCAAUGAUCAUCAUCAAUCGCUAGUUCAUCGGAUCAAUCCACUAGUAGGUAGAGUGAAGUGAUUAUUAGACGUGUUCUCGCGCUCCUCUUACGCGCUUGUUUACAACCAUGACUCCCAAGUGCCAGAUAAUUGUUAACAAAACAAGAGAAAGACAUUUUGAAGCCGGACAAUGUGUGACAGGAACAGUGAAGUUUGCUAUAUAUAAGCCGAAGCGGUACGACAGUAUUGAUAUCUCAUUCGUGGGCAGUGGAAGGUGCAAUUAGAUUCAUACAACUGCAGAUAGUGAAGUAACUAACAUUAGCAACGAGGAACGGUAUGUCUUCAUCAACAAGAAUUUAUUUACACCAGUUGGAGACCAGAUGGUUGACCCUGGAGAUUAUGAAUACCCAUUUGAGUUUUUACUCCCAGACGAUAUACCAUCGUCAGUUAAGACUGCCUUUUGUAAACACUACACAAUUUUCGUGACAUUUUUAAAAAAGAGAACUUUUAGCUCUGGAGGUGAAAAUGAGCUUGAAGUACCUGUUUAUGGAUAUGUGAAUCCAUGCAGUCGAGAACCACUAACCUUCGAAGUCGAGAAAAAACUACUUUCCCUCAAUCCAAACAAUAAGAUCACAGUAAAAGGAGAAAUAGACAGAACAUGUUUAAAACCAGGUGACAGCAUUCAUCUGAAGAUGACGGUGACGAAUGACUCAAAUAUCGCCAUUUCUAUCAAAAGUGAGCUCGUUUAUCGUAACUUUUAUAUAUCAAGCGAUAAGGUUCCUGUUAGGAAAUCUGAAAAAGGGAGUAUACCGGGGAGCGAAGAAACUUCUACUAUAAAGGAAAAAAGUGUGACAAAACUAGAGAGAACAAUACCAAUACUUAAUACGUUAUACUCUGUACAAAAUUCGAAGAUAAUGGAUGGAGAUUUUGAGGUUAAAGUGACGGUUAAAGCACCAUUUCCUCAUACUAAGGCUUAUGCCCGAGUUCCAGUGGUGAUUGGAUGGAGAAAAGAAGAACACGAGAGUCUUAACCAGCGUGAUCUGCCACCUUCAUAUUCGGAAGCUAUCAGAGGAAAUAAUUAGAAAAAUGAAUAUUUCAAUAGGGACUGUGUAUAAGUGAUAGCUUAUGUCAUUUAAAGUAGGCUCUACACAUUUAUUAUGAUAGUUAUUUUUAACGUGUCAUGAAGUCAUUGAACUAGAGUGUUUUGACUCAUAGGAACUUGUAUCUAUCUACGAUAGUUUAAUUUUGUGUCGUAUGUAUGUAUGUCAUCUAGUGUAAUGUAACAAGUAAUUGUAUUGAGUCCCGAUUUGCUAUCUAGGUCUCUAUUUCUCUUCCGAAAUUGCGGGUACUAAUAUUAAGGUUUAAGUAGUUUUGAUCAGUCUUAAGACUUGAUAAAUAUUUCUAUUGCUUGUGUUGAUAAUUUGCUUAAAAAAUAUAUUAAAAUUCUGUUUAUUUCUAUUCAAA
This is a messenger RNA of Helicoverpa zea (corn earworm), 1513 nucleotides long. Its product is annotated as arrestin domain-containing protein 4-like. Gene Ontology annotation, cellular component: cytoplasm. The record is from RefSeq and is a predicted model, not a curated record. Lineage: Eukaryota; Metazoa; Arthropoda; Insecta; Lepidoptera; Noctuidae. Gene Ontology annotation, biological process: protein transport.